AUGACUGACCAGGACGGCGCCCUCACCCCCACUAUAGGCGGCAGUGGCACCUCCAGCAUACUCCGCUUUAUAACCGAGCAAGGCAAGGAGGCCUUCUUUAUCACCCUCGGUAUCUAUAACUACAAGCCUUGGGUUGAUGUGAUCACCGGCCUGGCUAAUAACGUUACCUGUAUCAGUACCCUGCCCGAGUACUAUAACAGCGUUCACACUAAGAGGUGCUACUCUUAUAAGGCUCAGUACACCAGCCAGUCGAUUCUCAAUAUCGAUCAUCGCACCAUUUCCGUCCAAUACAGGGUCCACGAGGGUCACAACCUUGAACUUGACAUCGUUAUUGGCUAG
Messenger RNA from Clonostachys byssicola, 339 nucleotides. The record is from the annotation of a GenBank genome assembly. Lineage: Eukaryota; Fungi; Ascomycota; Sordariomycetes; Hypocreales; Bionectriaceae.